UUGGAGAGUACAUGCUGACCUCACAGCCGAAAAAAACUAUUUAAAAGAUGUGGAAACCAGAUGUUUCAGCCGCAUUCCAGCUGCUACUCUGAGAAUUUCUCGUGGACAGCCCCGACACUGUAAACGGCUCUGCAACUGAAGAUAUGGUCGUCCUCAUUUGCUUAUGCGUCUUGCUGUGGGAAGAGGUUCAUGGAUGGGGAUUCAAGAAUGGAAUCUUUCAUAACUCCAUAUGGCUUGAACAAGCAGCGGGUGUGUACCACCGAGAAGCUCGGGCUGGCAAAUACAAGCUCACCUAUGCAGAAGCCAAGACUGUAUGUGAAUUUGAAGGUGGCCGCCUCGCCACCUACAAGCAGCUAGAAGCAGCCAGAAAGAUUGGAUUUCAUGUCUGUGCUGCUGGAUGGAUGGCCAAGGGAAGAGUUGGAUACCCCAUAGUGAAACCCGGGCCCAACUGUGGAUUUGGGAAAACUGGUAUUAUCGAUUACGGAAUCCGGCUCAACAGGAGUGAGCGAUGGGAUGCCUAUUGCUACAACCCACAUGCAAAGGAGUGUGGUGGUGUCUUUACAGAUCCAAAGCGAAUUUUUAAGUCUCCAGGCUUCCCAAAUGAGUAUGACGAUAACCAGGUCUGCUACUGGCACAUUCGGCUCAAGUACGGUCAGCGAAUUCAUCUGAGCUUUUUGGACUUUGACCUUGAACACGACCCAGGCUGCCUGGCCGACUAUGUAGAAAUAUAUGACAGCUAUGAUGACGUCCAUGGCUUUGUAGGAAGAUACUGUGGUGAUGAACUUCCAGAAGACAUCAUUAGCACAGGAAAUGUCAUGACCUUGAAGUUUCUGAGUGAUGCAUCCGUCACAGCUGGAGGUUUCCAGAUUAAAUACGUCACAGUGGAUCCUGCAUCCAAAUCCAACCAAACCAAAAAUACAAUUACUACUGGAAAUAAAAAACUCUUAGCUGGAAGAUACAGCCAUCUAUAAACAUUUUUAAAGAAAUGUUCAAAACAUACAGUAUUUAUGUUUGUAGCUUGUGGAACUCCUUUGUUCUCACUUUUGUAUUUUAUUAUUAACAUGUAUUUAUUAUUUUUCCAAAUGUGAAAGCAAUAUGUAAAUGUAGGAAAAGUUGAAAAAUACUGAAAACUUCAAAUGAGUAAAAAAAAAUUUCAUAAUUCUACUCCAUAGAAAUAAUUGGUGUUUAAGAUUUUUCAGUGUUUGUCUUCCAUUUGUUUUUCUACUUGUAGUAUAUGUAUAUUUGUGAUUAUAUGUAUUUGUAUUUGAGUUUUGGCAUUCUUGCAUUAUGUAUAGUUUUGUAAUGUUAACAUUUACAGCUUGAACAAUUCCUAAGAUCACUGAAUUUUCUACAAAAUGGGACUUUGAGCAGCUGUAAAUAUCUCCUAGUACGAUCGUUUCCUGCUUUAUUCAUAAAUAUUGCUGUAAUAAAUAAUCUUGGACACAAA
Messenger RNA from Cricetulus griseus (Chinese hamster), 1447 nucleotides. NCBI's taxonomy places the organism in Eukaryota, Metazoa, Chordata, Mammalia, Rodentia, Cricetidae. The record is from RefSeq and is a predicted model, not a curated record.